Messenger RNA from Phalaenopsis equestris, 2308 nucleotides. Its product is annotated as sulfite reductase [ferredoxin], chloroplastic. Lineage: Eukaryota; Viridiplantae; Streptophyta; Magnoliopsida; Asparagales; Orchidaceae. Gene Ontology annotation, molecular function: sulfite reductase (ferredoxin) activity; 4 iron, 4 sulfur cluster binding; heme binding. Gene Ontology annotation, cellular component: chloroplast stroma; sulfite reductase complex (NADPH). Bases 221 to 2308 code for a protein of 695 amino acids. The transcript is spliced from 8 exons. Gene Ontology annotation, biological process: sulfate assimilation. The record is from RefSeq and is a predicted model, not a curated record.
CUCCUUUUUAUCUUCCUUCGGGGUGGAAACAUCAUAGGAAUCAAAUUCCAUUUCGCCAUCUUGCAGCUGCAGCUCUUCACAUCCCCGCUUAUUUUCCGGCGACCGGAGACCCUCACGAGGCCGGCGAAGAGCACUAUCUCCCUCUUCCACUUCUCCUCCAUCUUCUCUCCGUUUGUUAUCGCUUCUUCAUUCGUCUCGCGCUUCGUUCGGGCUCUUGGAGAUGGCGGCGGCGGCGGCGGCGGCGGCGAACGCAAUUGUGGCUGAGAAGGAAUUGAAGCUCCAUGUAAAUGUGUACCGCGGGUUGAGACCCUCAGCGGUGGUGAAUCCCGCGGGAUCGGUUCGUGCUCACCCCGUUUCUUCUUCCUCGAGCUCCCGUUGGAUUGUGAGAGCUAUUUCCACGCCGGAUACUGCUGUGGCUAAACGAAACAAGGUUGAAUUGUUCAAAGAGCAGAGCAACUUUCUCAGAUUCCCUCUAAACGAGGAGUUACAAACUAAGGCCCCCAAUAUAAAUGAAGUCGCUACUCAAUUAAUUAAAUUUCAUGGAAGUUAUCAACAGACCAACAGAGAUGAACGUGGGACAAAAUCAUACCAAUUCAUGCUACGAACAAAGAACCCCUGCGGUAAAGUCCCAAACAAGCUCUACUUGAUAAUGGAUGAUCUGGCGGAUAAAUUCGGUAUCGGCACUCUCCGUUUAACAACCAGACAAACUUUUCAGCUACAUGGAAUCCUAAAGAAGAAUCUCAAAACUGUUAUGAGCUCAAUCAUAAAGAAUAUGGGGUCUACUCUUGGUGCUUGCGGAGAUCUGAAUAGAAAUGUUCUUGCCCCGGCAGCACCAUAUACAAAGAAAAAUUAUGUUUUUUCUCAGGAGACAGCUGAGAAUAUUGCUUCGCUUUUGGCUCCUCAAUCUGGUGCAUACUAUGAUGUCUGGGUGGAUGGCGAGAAGGUGAUGUCUGCAGAGCCUCCGGAAGUAGUUGUAGCUCGAAACGACAACUCCAAUGGAACAAAUUUCGUGAAUUCUCCGGAGCCGAUCUAUGGUGCUCAAUACUUGCCUCGAAAAUUCAAGAUAGCUGUAACUGUGCCUACGGAUAACUCGGUGGACAUUCUAACCAAUGAUAUUGGCAUAGUUGUAGUUUCUGAUAGUGAUGGAGAGCCGCAAGGCUUCAAUAUUUAUGUUGGUGGUGGCAUGGGAAGAACUCACAGGGUGGAUACGACUUUCCCUCGUCUGGGAGAACCCCUCGGUUAUGUACCAAAAGAAGAUAUAUUAUAUGCUGUGAAGGCAAUAGUUGUUACUCAGAGAGAAAAUGGGAGAAGGGAUGACAGAAAGUAUAGCAGAAUGAAGUAUUUAAUUAGUGAAUGGGGAAUUGAAAAAUUCCGCGGUGUAGUCGAGCAGUAUUAUGGAAAAAAAUUUGAAUCAUUCAGAGAAUUACCUGAGUGGGAAUUUAAGAGUUAUUUGGGAUGGCAUGAGCAGGGUGAUGGUGCUUUAUUUUGUGGGGUUCAUGUUGAUAAUGGGCGUAUUCGAGGUACAAUGAAGAAAGCUUUGAGAGAAAUAAUUGAGAAAUAUAAUUUAAGCGUGCGACUUACUCCCAACCAGAACUUGAUCUUAUGUGAUAUUGAUCAGUCUUGGAGGCAACCUAUCACCACAAUUCUUGCUCAGGCUGGUCUACAGGAACCAAUUUAUGUUGAUCCUCUCAACAUAACUGCAAUGGCAUGUCCGGCUCUACCAUUAUGUCCUCUAGCAAUAACAGAAGCCGAGAGAGGAAUACCUGAUAUUCUCAAGCGUGUUCGAGCCAUUCUUGAUAAGGUAGGUGUUCAACACAAUGAAUCAGUGGUAAUAAGGGUCACCGGGUGCCCUAACGGUUGUGCUAGGCCUUACAUGGCUGAGCUUGGACUUGUUGGUGAUGGUCCCAACAGCUAUCAGAUAUGGUUAGGGGGGACACCUAACCAAACUAGUUUGGCAAGAUGCUUUCAAAAUAGGGUGAAAAUCCAAAAUCUGGAGAACGUUUUGGAGCCAUUGUUCUACAAUUGGAGAAGUAAACGCCUGCCGGGAGAAUCAUUUGGCCAUUUCACCAGUAGAAUAGUGUUCUGCGGAGCAAUUUCACAACAAUUGGCGCCGUCUGUGGGAAUUCCACCCACGACAAUGGGCUUUGCAAUAUUCGACAUCGAGAAGUUCACGGGGAAAGAACGAUUUCGAUCUAUGGAGAGUAAAAAUGAAAGCUCUGUUGGUACAGCAAGGCGUUGCAGAUGCCUUGCAAGGCUUGGCGGCAUUCUCGGUCGACAUGACCUAGAAAGAAAAGAACGUGAUUCUUGA